Cylicocyclus nassatus is the source of this 1922-nucleotide messenger RNA. NCBI's taxonomy places the organism in Eukaryota, Metazoa, Nematoda, Chromadorea, Rhabditida, Strongylidae. The record is from the annotation of a GenBank genome assembly.
GUUUGGAAGUCUGCACCACGCUUGACCACUACUGCUUUUGUUGAUUGCAUAUGGCGGAAGCUACAACGAUAUUGAUUGAUUCCGACGAUGAAACUGAGCAAGCUUCUUCAGCUACUGAAGUAUGCCGUGUCUGUGGAGCGGGAAAGGCAGCUAUGCACUACGGAGCCGUUGCUUGUGUAGGAUGCAAAGGUUUCUUUCGUCGCGCUCUGAUGAAAGCCGAUCAAUUGGAAUGCCAAGCAAUUGGAAAGUGCCCGAUACGAGCCGAUAUGCGAACUCAGUGCCGCAGCUGUCGAUUUCAGAAGUGCUUAGAAGCUGGGAUGAAGCCAGAAGCUUGUCGGCCUAAUCGUGAUUAUACUGGUAAGCAGAGGAAGAGGGCGACGGCAAUUUUGAAAAAAACAACAAAGGGAGAAAGCUCUGAGUCUUUGAAAAGUAAGGGCGACUGGAUGAAGAAAUUAACCGUGGAAAUGAGGACACUAUUGAUGACACUUCUAAACAUAGAAGCCAAAGUGAUGAAGGGUGAUACUAAUAUGGAUGCAUCGCAGCUAUAUCCUUUAAGAUUGAACACGAUUCGAGAAAUCAUCGACAACCCAAGCAAACUAAACGGCAAAAGGUCUGAGAUGCGCUAUGAACCAUUUCGAAUGGCAAAGAACAACGAACUUUCGUCUGUAGCUUACCGCCGCCUGAUUGCUGCUAUAGAUUGGGUUGAACAUCUGUGCGCAUGGAUGGGCGGCUUGAGCGUUGAAGACAAGAUCGUACUGGUCAAAAACGCUUUCGCACCACUGAUGGUGUUUAAAUUCGCAUCAAGAACCGCUGAAGUAUCAAAUGAUGAGAACAUACUUUGCUUGUGCAAUUUCGCAUAUGUGCCAAGGAAUAUUUCUCAGGCAUUCUCUGACAGUUAUCAUCUUGGGAAUGGACUAGUGGAUCGUGCUUUGGAUGAGCUUGUUCGACCUUAUCGGGCUUAUUGUCUGAGAGAAGAAGAAGUUGUCUGUGUUAGCGCUAUGAUAGUUUUGAAUCCAUUAGCCCGCGAUUUGUCAUCGGAAGCAUUCGAAAAGAUUUUCGAACUUCGCAAUAAAAUUGAGGAUACCUUGUAUGCAAUCAUCAAGGAAGCUCGGAUGAGUCAGCGUCCUGCGGUCAGCUUCGGGCAACUCCUGUUGACACUGCCAAUCGUAACGAUGUUGGCCAAUGCGAUGUGCGAAAAUUUGCAGUUUGCUCAAGUCUUCUCCAACACUGGGGAGAUUCCACUGCUGACCGAUCUGUUUGGAUGUUUCCCGGUCACACCUUUCCCAGAGGAAGAUAACAGAAAGGGAAUGGAAAGCUUGUCGCUCAACAAAGUCACCCUGAAAACAUGUGAAAAAGAAACUCAAACAGAUUUUUCAGCAAACAUGAAGAGAAAGCUAGUGAAGCGUCCUCACUUCAUGACCAAUCCCGUAGAUGACGAGCCUCAAAGAUUUAGAUUGUUGCAACCACCUGGCAAUUACACCCUGACAGAAAUGUUCGACGACCUACGUUGUAUCGGGGAUUCUCCUGCGACAAACAACGGUCCAUCAACGUCAUCGCAACUUCAAGAAACAUUAUCUACGUCUCAAACGGAUGUAAAUUUUACGCGAACAAAUUCUUGCGCUGAGUGCCCACAAUGCAGCUUUCGAUCUCAUCUCUCUGCGCCUCCUGCCAACUCUAAAACGAUGUCGGAAGAUCAUCGAAAUUUGACGCGGGCUUAUUCAACUCCAGCUGUGCUCUCCAAAGAAUCGCUUCAUUACCAACAGGUUCCAUUGCCGAUCUCGAACUUCAUAUCUCACCCACAUACUCAACAGUCUUCUCAUAUUUCUUCUUCUCUAAGUACAUGAAGAUUUAGGUUAUAGUACACGACCGGUGAUACUGAUUGUGAAGGUGUUUGCGUAAUCUAACCAUUUCAAAUAAAAUUG